Molecule: messenger RNA, 1071 nt
Organism: Exserohilum turcica Et28A
Lineage: Eukaryota; Fungi; Ascomycota; Dothideomycetes; Pleosporales; Pleosporaceae
Exons: 7
Coding region: 1-1071 (356 amino acids)
Source: RefSeq, a predicted model, not a curated record
AUGUUUGCACUCUUGUUUUUCGCGGCCUUAGCGCAGGCCAUCCCGCAAUUUGGCGGCAACCAGCGCUUCACGAUGCUGCGGUUUGGCUGCGCGCAAACUGUAAUCGAUCGUAUUGAUCCGCUCGUCAAUCCUGGGCAAGCUCCCUCACCGCAUAUGCAUCAAAUUGCAGGCGGCAAUGCUUUCAACACCACCAUGCAGAGUACCGAUAUUUCCAAGCUCGCGACCUGUACUACAUGUGGAUAUAGUGAGGAUUUGAGCAACUACUGGACUGCGAAUAUGUAUUUCAAGGCCAGAAAUGGAACUUAUAAAAGGGUACCGCAGAUACCCAAUAGGGACCUCUUCAACGACAAAUACACGGGUAAAACUACAGGAGGUUUCGUCGUGUACUACGUCUCUGGAGGCAAAGGCGACGUCACAGCAUUCAAGCCAGGCUUCCGUAUGCUUGUCGGCGACGUAACGAGCCGCGUAUCCAAAAACCGAAAGUCUCAGUCUUGCUUCCGCUGCUACACCGCACCAAACUUUGGUGGUGACAAUGCUGCACCAUGCCAGGAUGCCAAACUCGAUACAGAAGGCUUCCCUACAACUCCAUGCCCAGGAGGCAUCCGCAGCAACAUUCUCUACCCGACAUGCUGGGACGGUGUCAAUCUCGACUCUCCAGACCACAAAUCGCACGUCGCGUAUCCGGUCAACGGCCCCGCGCUAUUCACCGGCACCAGCACAGGCGGGGCCUGCCCGUCAACGCACCCGGUCAAGAUUCCACAAGUGAUGCUCGAGAUCGUCUGGGACACGAGUAAAUUCAACAACAAAGCCGAUUGGCCCGCCGACGGCUCGCAGCCAUUUGUCCUCAGCAUGGGUGACAACACGGGAUACGGACAGCACGGCGACUACGUGUUUGGGUGGAAAGACGACUCGCUGCAAAAGGCCAUGGAUGAUGCCAAGGGCUGCAUGGGAGCAAACUGUGGGACUUUGAAGACGCAGCAGCCGGCAGAUGGGAAUAAAUGCGUUGUUCCGAAUCGUGUGCGUGAGGAUCAUGAUGGGUGGAUGACGGCGCUGCCAGGUAUGUCGAUGUAG